AUGGCGGACAGCUUGAACCUGUUGGGGGUGGUGGGCACUUGGAUAGCUGCUGUCCUUGGAAUUAUCGCGCUCGCCGGCAUCUUGCCUGUCUAUGUUCUCUACCGACAGACGCAAACAGAUCGCCAUAUUGCGCUCAACAAGGUGCAUGACCCUCAUAAGACGUACAUAACAGCGGGAUACCCGCUAUGGCCGGGGUGGCGGUUCUUUCGAUCAUACAGGGUGCCCGACCUGACAGACGCUCCAACAUGGUCGCAGCUUACGGUUGUUGCAAGGCGGCGCUGCGAGGGGUUUGGAAUACAUAUUUUACGAUCUUUGACGGGAUGGGUGAAUUUUGCAAAUGUCCUGCAGAUUUACAACAUCAAGCCAGCAGGCUCCAAGGGGAAAUUGACCUUCGUCCGCCAAGAAGCCUUGCUGCCUGCCCAUCGCGGUUGGUUGUUGCUGCUAGGAAUAAUUGAUCGGUACUCGGAUCAGAUGAAUCGGCCCGACAAGGGACUGUUUGUUGGUGAAGCAGACGAAGCAGAGAUGGAUGAGUUUGGGCCUGGGGCCAUCUUUGGCAUUAGCGGCGUACUUGAACAUAUUGUCGCUUCGCCUUUACGGCAGGAAGAUGUUGAGUCUGGACCAGGACCGGUGGAUAAAGUGGCAUUUCGCAUGCAUUCCGUACAGCACAUGGCCAGGGUAUCGGAUUCUUUUCUACAUGGUGACGAUAUGGCUAUUUUAUCGUUGGUUGCCUUAUAUCUUGGCUAUCUGGUUAGCGUUGAUGGGAAAGAGCAUUAUGACCUUGAGACGCCGGAUAACAUAGCUGUGUAUGUUUCGGCGCACCGUCCUGGUCGAGGUGAGGAUGCUUCUCAUAAGAUCUGGAUCUGGGACCAGAAACCAAUGGACAGUCUACCGUCUCAACAAAGAAGACUGAUGCAAGAGCUGGGAAUUAAACUGCCGCGAGUCCUGAAGCUGAAGGAAAUCGUAGCUCCCAACCAAGUCAUCUUCAGCCAGAUGCCCCAUGAUGCUGCUCAAAGCUAUCGACUUAUUUCGAGCAAGUGGCCAGGAAUCUGGAUGACUCGGUCCAGUUUACAUACUCUUGUGCUUGCGGUUUUGAGACUGAAAAUUACUCAGCAGUCGUUUCUUUUCGACAGCCCGGAGUUUAACCACGACAUAUUAAGCCAUUUAUUUGAGUCGCGAAAUUUACUGACUUUUGCCAAGACGACGGAAGAGUUUACUAGGAACUUGGAUGCCCUCACACAAAGGGAAAAACAGGAUCUGGAACGAUCAUUGCUGAGUGUGAAGGAGAAUGCACCCAAGCUCUCUACUAGGAUGGAAUGGAGCCGUACGAGAAUGGACGCCUGCAUCUCACUGGACAAGGUGCUGGAUGAGAUUUGCCAAAAGAGAGGCAAGCUUCUCUGCUGCGUCAUCUCCAUCCUCUAUAUGCAAGAAGAGGACUUUCGAUCUAUAUGUGAAACGUACAACUAUGAUGACCCCGAAGUGCUUGCGAGUCAAUUCAUAGUGGACUUGUCGUCGAAAAAGGUUCUGGCGCCACAGGCUUAUAUUGGAGGCGAAGAUGAGUUUGAGGAGUUCUAUUUUGAUUUUCCGACAGUCUUCUCGGACGCCGAAUUACUUGACGUCUGGCCUACGCCUAUGAACCGAUAUCCAGUGCCUAUUUCGMUGCCACUCGCCAUGAUAGCAUGUCUGCGGGGACACUUGAGGAUGGCUAUAUGGGACAUGAAACUGUCUAGCUCACCAUUGGCCAAUUUCUAUCGAACGCUGCGCAGUGGUGUCGUGCAUAUUGCGUCCCAGGAAAUACCACCACCAGGCUCUCUCUCGAUGCGGAUGCCGGAAUUCUUUCCUCGUUCUCCUUCUCCUCUUCCUAUUCCCAGCGAUGACUAUGAGCUGCGUCAGCGCGUCGUGGGUAGAGGGAGAACCUAUAUCGAAAGCGUAUAUUCCUUGUCUGCUGACUUUGCCGAAACAAAUUCCGGCAUUACAACAUCAUCCGUCGCCCUGGAAGGCCACGCCGAAGAUGGCUACGUGACCGCUCCAGAAGAAGAUACAGACGACGAUGUAAGUGUUGUCAUAAGGACAAAACCACUACCGCCACCGUCUCCAGAAAAUUCCGCCUCAGCUUCCUCUGCGUCACCGCAACAGGUUGACCAAGUUCCUGUCUCGCAUGAUGAGGAGGCAGAAUGCGUAGUUCGGCUUUCUGUCCUGAGAAGCAUGUUGACUAGCGAUGAGUCGGUCAGAGUAAAUGCUCUCGAAAAAAUUGAGAGAUCUAUAGACCGACAAAGAGGAGAGACGCAGAUGCAGAAGGGAAUACUACCGUCCAAAUACCAAGAAGGCAGGGAGAGGACCAUAGAGUAUGCUCUUGACCGAGAGUACACUACUACGAGAUCCGGUGAGCGUCGCCGAUACCGAGGGAUCCUUUCUGAUGGACAUAAGCGCAGCUCAGUGUCGCAUCGUGAUGGCAAACAAAAAGAUGCAGCUGGGAGAAGUAAACGGCACCCACGGAAUAGAGAAGUUAGGGAAGAAGUAACCAGGGGUGUAACUGGGACAACACGGCGUCGUCGGAAAGAGGUGCAGGACGAAGAGAGCGAUGCGGGGAUGAGGGAUCCGUUGCCGAAAGGUACUAAUUAG
Messenger RNA from Aspergillus pseudoviridinutans, 2619 nucleotides. RefSeq lists its product as uncharacterized. NCBI's taxonomy places the organism in Eukaryota, Fungi, Ascomycota, Eurotiomycetes, Eurotiales, Aspergillaceae. The record is from RefSeq and is a predicted model, not a curated record. The coding region runs from base 1 to 2619 and encodes 872 amino acids. The transcript has a single exon.